AUGGAUAUUUUUGAGUUUUCAACAAAAAUUUGGAGCUCCAUACAUCAAUUGAGUUAUAAAUAUUGGAGUAAAGUUAUACGAUAUUUCAUCACUUUUAUAACAGUAUAUGUAGUCGCUGUGCCUGAAAGUUUACCAUUAACUGUAACACAAUCAUUAGAAUAUGCAGUUAAAAAAAUGAUGAAAGAUAAUAAUACUUUUCGUAAUUUCCAUGCAUGUGAAACAAUGGGUAAUGUAACGGCUCUAUGUUUUGAUAAAACAGGUGUAUUAACAACAAAUGACAUGACUGUUGUACAAGUCUAUGCUGCUGAAAAAUAUUGGAAAACUUUGGAAAAGUCAGUUGAAGCUAAAGAAAUUAUUAUACCGGCUAAUACAAAAGACAGUAUAUUUGAAUGUUUAUCUGUUAAUUGUAGUUAUUCAUCAAAAUUACUAUCUUCACCAGAAAAUGAAACACGACCGAAGCAAAUUGGAAAUAACACUGAAUGUGCUUUAUUAGGUUUUGUAGGUGCUCUUAAUGGAAAUUAUGAUGAAAUACGUAGACAUUAUCCAGAAGAAGAAUUUGUUCAUGUUUACCCAUUUAAUUCAAUGCGAAAAUAUAUGUCAACAGUUAUUCGAAGGCCUGAUUCAACUGUACGCAUGUAUACAAAAGGUGCAUCAGAAAUUGUUCUGAAAAUUUGUAAAACAAUAUUAAAUUGCAAUGGAGAAAAAGUGCCAUUUUCAAUUGUUGAUUAUGAUCGUCUUGUACAGACAGUAAUUGAACCAAUGGCAUAUGAUGGUUUACGUACAGUAUGUUUAGCAUAUAGAGAUUUUUCACCAGAUGAAUUACCUGAUUGGAAUGAUGAAGCUAGUGUUAUGGAGCAAUUAACAUGUAUUUGUAUGUGUGGUAUUGAAAAUCCUGUUCGAUUAGAAGUACCUGAUGUUAUAGCUAAAUGUCGAAAGGCCGGUAUAACAGUACAAAUAUUUACAGGAGAUAAUGUUAAUACAACUCGACAGAUUGCACUUAAAUGUGGAAUUAUAUCAUCGGAUGUUAGAUUUUUAGUACUUGAAGGAAAAGAAUUUAAUAGACGUAUAAGGUCAGAGCCAAAUGGACAGGUUGAACAAAAUUUAUUUGAUAAAGUUUGGCCACAUUUACGUAUACUAGCUCGUGCAUCACCACAAGAUAAAUAUGUACUCGUGAAAGGUAUAAUGAAAUCAAAAAUCAAUCCAACAGGCGAAGUCGUUGCUGUUGUCGGUGAUGGAACAAAUGAUGGUGCUGCUUUAAAAAAAGCUGAUGUCGGUUUAGUUAUGGUUAGUGUUGUUUCUAUCAUUUAUACAGGAGGAGAGAAUUAA
This is a messenger RNA of Rotaria sp. Silwood2, 1326 nucleotides long. The record is from the annotation of a GenBank genome assembly. Lineage: Eukaryota; Metazoa; Rotifera; Eurotatoria; Philodinida; Philodinidae.